AAAAAUAAAAUCCAAAUAUUCUUCGUUCGCAUUUGAUUUCCAUGUCGCAUCCCACGAUGAAGUUAACUUCCACGCAACUCGAUUAAAUUAAAAUAAUAUAAUCGAGUUUAUAAUUGAAGGCAGUUGAUUCUUAUUCAAUGGCCGAAUUAACUUCACCAUGCGACCCUCAUUGCGAAAAGUAGUAGCCUCCGCAGUUCGAGGACUGCAUACAGCAGCCCCUCCUUCAAGAUCACAGCCAAUAUCACAGCCAAGGUUACGGCAAUGCUUCCAUCAAUCCAGUCUCGUCUCUCAAACCGUUUCUCAAACCUGGAAGCGUAGCUACAAUAAUUCCAAUAAAUUACUUUCAAACUCUACGAAGGAUGAAGGAUCUACAACUCCCCAACACAACGCCACCGACGGUUCGGAAUCCCAGCAGCAAAGUCCAACAACGGCCUCCAAGCGAAAACCCAUUCGCGUCUCAGCGGCAAAAACUUUGCGCCUAGGAUUGACCACUAAGCCGCCUCAGCGUGCUCCAAUUACAAGAAAAGAUACCAUUGGUUCCGACGUGGACUAUCACCGAACUAUAACCUCCAUAUGUGUUGCCCAGUCUUUUGAUAUGGAAGCCGUGCAAGAAAUAUUGCGCUUCCACGCCUUUGAAUUGGAUCCUGACGGUACCGAAUUUGAUCCUACGGGGGUUGUACAUGCGAGGGGUAUCAAUAACGGAGACAUAUUUGUCUUCCCCUCCGGAACCGUCGUUGCUUGGUCUGUACCUACCGACGCCCUCAUGACCCUUGCUACCAAGCAACUAAUCCGAGCCGCUCAACUGCCCCAUCUCAACCGCCUCGAGAUGGAAGAGCUCGAAUUCAUACCGGAUGAGACUCGCGAUACUAGCUUUAUGAAGGGCGAAAUUGUCGUUUUGGGAACGAGGGCGCAAGAGCUGGAGAACCGCAGAUUAGAUACGACCCUUGCUAAGAUCGCCUUCUCGAGCGGUCUAGCCAGGAGUCCUAAGUUGGCCGUACUCGAAAACCAGGCCAUCGACUAUUUUGAAAAUUCCAAAGACAGUCUUGACUUUCUCGAGGGAGGCCUAGAGCACAAGCUCAAACGCAGCACCGUCUUGAAGAUGACUGGCAAGCUCCUUACUCUGAGGUCGCAGCUGAACCACUACUCCGACAUAACGGACCAGCUUCCGGACAUGUUCUGGGAUUCAGAGUCGAAUUUGGAGAAUUAUUAUAAUCAAAUCAGCACUGUUCUGGAUAUACGGCAGCGGAUCGGGAUUCUGAACAAGAAGAUCGACUACGGGUUCGAGAACGUAAGCGUUCUGAGAGAGAUGGUCAGCGAAAAGUACGGCCACCGACUGGAGUGGAUUAUCAUAUUCCUCAUCACUGUCGAAGUCUUAUUCGAACUGAGAAGGGUAUACCAUGAGAGCACAAGCGAAGCAAAAUCAGACUAGAUCUGGAAAUGUUCUGCGUGUCUUGAUAUGUGAAGAGGGCCAGUGAGAGAACACCGCUCAAUCCAUGCUUUAUAACAUACGAAAAUGCAACGCGCGCUGUACGAGCCAACGUACGUGUCCCCUGUAAGUCAUUAGCAAAAGAUACCUAACACGAGGUUAACCACUUGUUAGGGUCAUUGUGUAAUUUUUCAUGAGCAUGAGCGUAAGCUCCCAGAGGUAGUUAGUUAACAAUGGGCUUGGUAAACUAGGAGACGAUAAUAUA
This is a messenger RNA of Daldinia caldariorum, 1691 nucleotides long. RefSeq names its product sporulation protein RMD1. The transcript has a single exon. NCBI's taxonomy places the organism in Eukaryota, Fungi, Ascomycota, Sordariomycetes, Xylariales, Hypoxylaceae. The coding region runs from base 158 to 1429 and encodes 423 amino acids. Gene Ontology annotation, biological process: positive regulation of mitochondrial translation. The record is from RefSeq and is a predicted model, not a curated record.